Molecule: messenger RNA, 966 nt
Organism: Penicillium angulare
Lineage: Eukaryota; Fungi; Ascomycota; Eurotiomycetes; Eurotiales; Aspergillaceae
Product: NifU family protein
Exons: 3
Coding region: 1-966 (321 amino acids)
Biological process (GO): iron-sulfur cluster assembly
Cellular component (GO): mitochondrion
Molecular function (GO): iron ion binding; iron-sulfur cluster binding
Source: RefSeq, a predicted model, not a curated record
AUGUCAGUGAGCUCAACGUCCACAGCCAUGCUUCGGCGUGCGCUCUCCAGCACUCGAGUGUCAAAUCCUAUGGCCAAGUCCAAGUCCAUGCGACCUGCGCUUUUCAAUUCAUGCAGAAAUGUCUCGAGCGCUGCUCGCUUGCCUACUAUUACAGCUUCAGAGUCUCGUCGUCGACCGACAGUGCGACCUUAUCAGCAGCCUAUCGCGUCGAAUGGAGUAAAUGGUGUUUCGCCAACGAGCAAGCGAACUAUUUUUAUUCAGACGGAAAACACUCCUAAUCCCGAUGCCCUCAAAUUCAUUCCCAACCACCGCGUCCUCCCAGAGAACUUCCCAACAUCUUUCCUCGAAUACCUCUCUCCCCGCUCUACUCUCGCUCCUCCCCAUCCCUCUCCCCUCGCCGCAAAACUCUUCGACGUCGAAGGCGUCACAUCUGUCUUCUACGGCGCAGACUUCAUCACCGUAACAAAGAUGAGCGAACACAACUGGGCACAUAUUAAGCCCGAGGUCUUCAGCUUGAUUACUCAAGCUGUUACAUCGGGCGAGACUAUCGUUUCCGUUGUUGAGGGUUCGGAUGCCGAGUCCGGACAGGAGGUAGAGGAGGAUUCACUCGCUUAUAACGAGGAUGAUGAUGAGGUUAUUAGUAUGAUUAAGGAGUUACUUGAGACUCGUAUUCGUCCUGCUAUCCAGGAGGAUGGUGGUGAUAUUGAGCUGAAGGGUUUUGAGGAUGGGAUUGUUAUGUUGAAGUUGCGGGGUGCGUGCAGGACUUGUGAUUCGAGUACUGUUACGUUGAAGAAUGGUAUUGAGUCUAUGUUGAUGCAUUAUAUUGAAGAGGUUAAAGGUGUUGAGCAGGUGAUGGAUCAGGAGGAGAUUAUUUCGAUGCAUGAGUUUGCUAAGUUUGAGGAGAAGUUGAGAGAGCAGAAGGGAGCUGCUGCUACGGCUUCUUCUGCUUUGGAUGCAGCUCCUUGA